CGGGAAGCGCGGCCGCUGCAGCGAGUCCGGGGCAGGCGAGGGCCUCCAUGGCUGAGGCGAGCCGGGGACUUUACUGACAGGGACAACCCGGCGCCGGCGGGACGCCAGAAUAUUGACUAAGAUGGCUUCAUUGACUCGACAGAUAUCCAAAUGUUGCCCCUUGCUAAAGAAAAACAGUAUUGUGAAUAGUGGAGAACAGCUGAGAAAACAAGCUGUCAAAACAUGGACACUUCCUCUUCAACAAUCCGGAUUGCCAUUGUUUUGUCCUUACAGAUACUCAUGUCAACUAGUGUUAAAGAACUCUAAGACUGUACUUUUUGAUAACCAUGUACGAUUCUGUAGUUCAAGCACUGAACUGAAUCGGAGUCCAGAUAAUAAUUCAUCCUUAGUUAACAGACCAGAAACUGAAAUAAUACCCAGUUCGUAUACUGAAGCAUUGCAUGAAGAAGGAUUAGAAGACGCUUUGCCUUCAUCCCCUUUUGAGGAAGUUUCGGAAGAUGAGGCUCUUCAGAUCAGGGCUGAGCCACCACUUCCUUUUGAAUCGUUCUCGCUUCAAGAUUAUGUUGAUCAUUCAGAAACACUGCAGAAGCUGGUGCUUCUAGGAGUUGAUUUGUCCAAAGUGGAAAAACGUUCAGUUGCAGGCCAGCUACUUCUCAAGUUGGACUUUGAAAAAGAUAUAAAAAACAUCAUCCUGUUUCUCAAGGAUGUUGGCUUGGAAGAUGAGCAGCUUGGGCCAUUUCUCACAAAAAAUCCUUAUAUUUUUAGAGAAGAAUUGGAAGAUCUAAAGACAAGGGUAGCUUAUCUAACAUCAAAAAAAUUCAGCAAGGAAGCAGUUGCACAGAUGAUCUCAGGGGCUCCAUAUUUACUCCUCUUUUCUGUGGAAAGACUGGAUAAUAGGCUGGGUUUCUUCCAAAAAGAACUUGGACUCAAUGCACAAAAGACCAGAGAUGUAGUAACUCGUCUUCCAAGGUUACUGACUGGCAGUCUUGAGCCUAUUAAAGAAAAUCUGAAGGUGUAUGAGCUGGAACUUGGUUUUAGUAAGAAUGAAAUUCGGCAUAUUGCACACAGAAUCCCCAAGAACUUAGGUAUAAGCAAAAGGAAGCUAACAGAGAUCUUUGACUAUGUACACAACAUCAUGGGCAUUCCCCACAGCAUAAUGGUUCAUUUUCCUCAGGUUUUUAAUUCAAAGCUGCUGCGAAUCAAAGAAAGACACAUGUUUCUUAAAUUCAUUGGAAGAGCACAAUAUGAUCCAAAACAGCCCAAUUAUAUCUCCUUAGAAAAAUUGGUAUCCCUGCCAGAUGAUGUGUUCUGCACAGAAGUUGCCAAAGCAGAAAAACAAGACUUCCACAUUUUCUUGAAAACACUGUAAAAGAAAAGAAAAAAACUUUGUUAAUAAAAUAAAUCGGAAGGUGUUUUUCUUAA
Molecule: messenger RNA, 1422 nt
Organism: Lacerta agilis (Sand lizard)
Lineage: Eukaryota; Metazoa; Chordata; Lepidosauria; Squamata; Lacertidae
Gene: MTERF3
Product: mitochondrial transcription termination factor 3
Exons: 8
Coding region: 122-1369 (415 amino acids)
Biological process (GO): regulation of DNA-templated transcription; mitochondrial ribosome assembly
Cellular component (GO): mitochondrion
Molecular function (GO): double-stranded DNA binding
Source: RefSeq, a predicted model, not a curated record